CAUGGCGCCGCUGCCUGUGAUCCUGGAGUCGGGGGCAGCGUCUGAUCCUGGGCUGAGUCGGAAAAACGACAGAAUAACCACAAAUAGCAAAUUAGAUCUUUAAAUCAUUUCACCGGGAGGAGAAAGUAAUGGAAUAAAUCAGGCGGGGGCACGCAGAGAGAGAGAAGGAAUUAGAGCAAAAUAAACAAAUCCUGGGGAGGAAUUGAUCAUUAAGUUUAUUUUUAAUGAUGGUAUUUAUUAUAAUAAUAUAAUUACAUUGGGCUUUGUGGUUUAAAGACAAAGUCAAAUUCGAGUGAGGAGCGAGCGACUGGUGUGUGUUUUGGGGCUGAACCGGAGUGUCCUUUUUAAUCAUCAUUUGCAAGUCGGACAAAUUGUUUUAAGAAUUAAUUUGCAUUUUCCUUCAAAAAGAAAAUAAACAGACCAGUACACAGAGAGAGGAAGGGGUGUGUGAAGGUUGUGGUGCACAUUGUCCUUGGAUUUUCCCUCCCAAAGGCAGGAUCAGCAUUGAAAACGGCACUUGGUUUGUAAAAGGGACUUGACGAAUGGACAUUGGCAGGAUGGACAGUGAGCCUGAGGGCAGUGGACAAGCUGCUGACUCCAGCUCCAUUUCAUCAAAACUAAAUGGUUUUACCUCUGAGUUAGAAGAUGAUAAGGAUGAGGACUUGAACUGUGAUAACAGUGAUCUAGAAGUUAAUCCUUUUGAUGGGCUACCUUUUUCCUCACGAUACUAUGAGCUACUUAAACGGAGGAAAGCUCUGCCAGUUUGGAGUAUCAAGUACCACUUCAUGGAAAGUCUCGUCAACAAUAAUCUGGUAUUGGUUUCUGGCAAACUGGGAUGUGGCAAAAGUACUCAGGAAGGAACAUUGAUAUAUUUCCAAGCCAGGAUGGAAAUAACAGACUGCUGUCAAAUGAUACGGACAGAAGGGGGUGCUAUUGGGUCUCAGUUGGGUGAGCUCAUCCCCAUUCCUUUGCAUUCAGGCGUCGGAAGCAAUUUCCAAAGAAUUUAUGAAAAUUGCAAUCAGGCUUACAAGAAUUACCGGAGGAAGGUUAUCAUUGCAAACUCAUUAGCAGAUUCAUCAUUUAUUAUUGAUGUCACUUAUGUAAUAGAUUCUGGACUUGAACUGAAAAAUGCAUACAAUCCUCGCAUUCGGGCUGACUCCCAGGUCAUUCAGCCAAUUAGCAAGAGCCAGGCUGAACUGAGGUGGCAGAGAUUAGGCCACACCUGCCCAGGGAAAUGCUUCCGCUUGUACUCCGAAGCAUUCCAUAAUGAGAUGCUGGACGUUUCACCACCUCGAGUGUCUGAAACAAACCUCAGCCACCUCGUGCUUCUGCUGAAGAGGCUGGAUAUUGCAGAUAUGGGACAAUGUGACUUCUUGGAUAGGCCAGCCCCAGAAGCACUGAUGCAGGCGCUGGAGGAUCUAGAUUACUUGGCUGCUCUGGAUGAUGAUGGGAACUUAUCAGAAGUUGGAAUUAUUAUGUCUGAAUUCCCACUAGAUCCUCAACUUGCUAAAGCUCUUCUGGCAUCUUGUGAAUUUGAUUGUGUGAAUGAGAUGUUAACAAUUGCAGCAAUGGUAAUAGCAUCCCCAUGUUUUGUUGCACCACCCAAGCAUUUGGAGGAAGCUGCAGCCAUUCGCAGGAGAAUUCUUCUACAUCCUGAGGGAGAUCAUUUUACUCUCAUCAAUGUCUACAACGCAUUCAAACAACAUAAUGAAGAUGAAACAUGGUGUCUGAAGAAUUAUCUGAGUUACUCUGCUCUGAAGCUGGCUGACGUUGUCCGCUAUGAAUUGCUUGAACUAAUGCAAAGGAUUGAACUACCUAUAUCGCCAUCGAACUUCGGACUGGAGGGAAACGUGCUUAACAUAAAGAGAGCUCUGAUCUCUGGCUACUUCCUUAAGGUAGCAAGAGACGUGGAUGGUUCUGGGAAUUACCUGAUGCUCAAUCAUAAGCACGUGGCUCACCUGCAUCCUUUAUCGUGUUACCUCACCAGGAAGCCUCGGCCCCGGCCACCCUCUUGGGUCCUGUAUCAGGAUUUUACCAUUUUCCAAGACAACUGCAUCAGCGUUGUCUCAGAGAUUCAUCCUGAAAUGCUGAUUGAGUUAGCACCACAAUACUACCUUAGCAACCUACCAACCAGCGAGAGCCGUGACCUACUCAUGAAGCUCCGGGAGAAGGUGACCAGCACACAAACAGAGUCAAACGAAGAGGCACGCAACACCUUGAAGGGAGAUGAAGAAACAGGAGAGAUUAAAAAUGAGGAGCGCUGCUUACUUCAGUGAAUGGAAAAGGAAGACAGUGGCACCUGGGGACAAGUGAUUGACAGCUGGUCAUUGAAUUUAUUCGCCAAUGACAUGGGAACCUUAUCCAUCGUUUCAAUAAAAUCACUUUCUUCUUGAGACUA
Rhincodon typus (whale shark) is the source of this 2398-nucleotide messenger RNA. RefSeq names its product putative pre-mRNA-splicing factor ATP-dependent RNA helicase DHX32. The record is from RefSeq and is a predicted model, not a curated record. The transcript has 11 exons. Gene Ontology annotation, cellular component: intracellular anatomical structure; spliceosomal complex. Gene Ontology annotation, molecular function: RNA binding. Bases 543 to 2276 code for a protein of 577 amino acids. Lineage: Eukaryota; Metazoa; Chordata; Chondrichthyes; Orectolobiformes; Rhincodontidae.